Molecule: messenger RNA, 9284 nt
Organism: Passer montanus (Eurasian tree sparrow)
Lineage: Eukaryota; Metazoa; Chordata; Aves; Passeriformes; Passeridae
Gene: MVB12B
Product: multivesicular body subunit 12B
Exons: 10
Coding region: 4163-5032 (289 amino acids)
Biological process (GO): virus maturation; regulation of epidermal growth factor receptor signaling pathway; viral budding
Cellular component (GO): ESCRT I complex; late endosome
Source: RefSeq, a predicted model, not a curated record
CGGGUGCCGGGCCGGCCGUGGCGGGGACCUCGCGCCUGGGCCGGGGCUGGAGCGCCCCGCUGGCCUCCGUGAGACCCGGCGGCUCCUGCGAGGCUGGGGAGGCUGCAGCAGCGGCCUCGGGUACCAGCCUUGGGUACACCCCGGUGACCUUGACCUGCGCCGGCAUUUACUGUAAAUUCUGCUUGAUGACGGGUAGAGGAAAUAACAAACCCCCCUCUGAUUCAUGUGGUCUUUUCUUCUGUUGGUAGCACGGGCCUACCUGCCCGAUUCAUACCUGUGCUCAGUGCAUGGCUGGAGGUGGGGCACAGCCGGCUUCUUACAGCCUGGCUGGAGCAGCGACACAGAGGUGCCUGUGUCUUCAGUACUCGUGCCUUGCAUCACGGAGGGCUUACAAGCUUUCUCUGAGGUUUCUGGAGCGGUUUUCAAAGGUCCACCAGUCUUCAGUGUUGUCUGCAGGUUCCCAGAGCUGGGUCAUUCUCAGCUUGGUCGCAGUAACACUGAAACCAGACAGGCCGGGUAUCAGCAGGUGUGCAGCUGCUCGGGCUAAAGCUUGGCUUGCUCCAUUUUGUAUUUUAUUUUAACUGAGUGAGAAUGUGCUCAUCUAUUCUUUAAGGGAGCCUAUGUGUUGUUCAGCAGAUUGGCAGCAUCAUCCCUAUAAUUUUUAGCUGAGAUGGCCUUCCCUUCUAGAUGAAGGCAUGACUUGACUUCUGGAGGUGUGGGAUAAAACAGACAUCUCACUCUUGUACCACUCUUGUGCAUCUCUGACAAAGCAAAUACCAGGCUUGAGGGUGCUGGUAGCUACAGGGACCUGUUCAUAUCUCUGCCAACUGAACGGAAUGUCAUUUCAGUUUUGCUGCCCUGGUGCAAGGUCAUGUGUGUAUGGAAACCUGUUCUAGUUUGAAGCAGGACACUUCAGAAAUGUGUGUCCAUAGUUAGAAGUGCUGUGAAGCAAUACGGGGUCUCGAUUUUGCUCAUUCUGUCACUUAAGUUCCUGUUUCCAUCCCAUUCAGUCACAAAAUAUAGAUUUUGCAGCUGGUGCAGGGCAACUGUCUCCUAAGGGAGCCUGUGUGCCGGGGUGAUUCCAGGCAUGCCUUCGGUGGUGGUGAAAUGUGAAACUGAAAUCCUUCCUGUUUGUGAUGGUGGCCUGCAAGGCCGCGAUGCUGGCUGCCGCUGCGGGUUCCUGUUUUUCUCAUGGAGACGAUGAUGUUCCAUGAGCAGAAAUAGCAGGCUGGCUGGGGCCGUGUCCGGCGUGCGGGAGCGCUGUGCCAGCAUCCCUUCCUGCAGGGAUGGAGGGCAGCCUCUGAGCGCUGUCUGCUUGGUUUGUGGCACCAUUUCCCACAGGCUGCAGCGAUGCAGUGAGGUGGUUGGGUUUUUUUCCAGUUUUUCCUUAGCUCAUACUUUUCUGCCUGUGGGAAGAGCAAGGCAGUGUCAAAGUGCAGGGCUUGUAGUUGGAGGAAGAAACAAUAACACCAUUCUCCGUCUAAGUCCCUGGCUAUUUAACUUCAGAGCUUGACCCGCUUUGCUGGCAGCAUGAUGUUUCUGUAGCAAACACGUUGAAAGGUCUGAUCUGGUCAUGUACCCACCAGCUCUUGAACUUGCUGAACUUGUUGAAAAGGAGCACUGAGAGCAGAAAAUGGUCUAGAAACUGACAAUAACGCGUUCAUUUCUGAAAGCGGGUUCUUCUGCUGUACGUAUGUCCCAGCCAAGCCCAGCCGUGUGUGUGGUCAGUCACCUCAGUGGAGCCAGCAGAAAAGUAUGCCUAGGAUAAACUAAUAAAGGCGGAUGAGCUAACAAGGAAAUGGAGAGAACAAGCAAAAAGGCUAUAAACAGCCGAGCUCGGCAGUGCUGGCAGACAGGGAGGUGUGUGUGACUGUGGGCAUGGGUUGUGGGAAGAAGGCUGUGCCAGAGACCGGUGGAGUCCCAGAAGACUGGUCAUCAGGAUCCCGGGGACACUGUGCCUCCUGCCUUGAGGCAGUGGUUUGAGGGUUGGGAAGCAUUCGGGACAGAGCCAGCAGCAUGGUGGCUGCUUGUCCAAGAGUGCAUCCUGUCCAUCUUGUCCUGCAGCCAUCCCACCCUGCUCUGCUGCGUGCUGCUUGGGGCUGCCAGGAGGCACAGGGACUUUCUCCUUAGAGACACAUUCUUUCCCCACUGGCUUUGUCUGGGCAGCCCCACAGUGCUCUGGAGCUUCUUCCUGCCCCAGAGCUCACAUCCUGCUUCCUUUGGCUGCUGGGGUGUGCUGGGGACUGGAUGCGGCCCCACAGCUGAGAACAGCUUCCAGGGAGCAUGCUCCCAGCUAAAGGGAAACAUGUUCUUCUCAUUGUUUGGCCUGUUCCCGGAAUAGCCCUGCAGUGAGUGGGUGGGCACAGGCAGCUUGCUGCAGGAUGCUGAGGGACAUAUCCUGGGCUGAGUGCUUGGCCACUGUGAUGGUAGGUGGGCAUGCAGGUCAAACUCACGUUGCUAAAGAGAAUUAAAAUAACAAGCUGCCUAAUAGAGGCAUUUAUAGAAUCCUGCUCCUUAAUUUAAUCUCCUCUUUGACUAUUUUUUCAUUUUUAAUUUAAAAGGCACAAUAGAAGAGAAUCCAAACUUUGUUGAUGCUCUCACAGAGAAGUGCAGUGUAACUAAUCAUCUGUGAUUGUCCAGCCAGAGACUCCCCUCUGACCUGGGCAGAGUUCACAAAAACAUUUAUGCCAGUGUGCAGCUGACUUCUGCUGCUCCAUAUCUGUUCCAGAUGCAUCCUCAGUGUCGCCUGCACAGCAGGCAGCUGCCCAGAGUGACUGCCUGGUGUGGCCUGGCCGUGCUGCAGUGGCCACAGCAGGCUUGCUUGCUGGGCAGGAGCUGUGCCUGCCAUCCCUGUGGGUGGCACGGGGCAGAGGAAGUGCUGGGCUCGCUGGGCAGGGGCAGCUGGUGCAGCAGGUCUGCUCGGGGCCCUGUGCCCGUGCUGUGCCUCAUUACCCCGUGGAUCCAGCACGGCCAGGCAGACAGCCCCACGCCCAGCGCUGCCGCCAUAGAGGGGCUUUGUGUGAGCCGGCACAAAGUGAGGAUUGAUGCCGUGUCCCCUCCCCCUGCCCUGAGCAGGGCUGCAAAUGGCUCCCACAAAGGUGCCCUUCUUCCUUGGCUGAGGACAGGGUGCCAGCAGGAGGGGGAGGCACCACACUGCGGGUUGGAGCACCCACCCCUGCUCCUGUGCUGGUGCUGGGACCCCCUUGUCCUCAGCCUUGCCCAGGCUGGGCUGGCAGCUGCUCAGGUUCCUGCUGGGGCAGCUGGGUCUCCCUGCAGCAGGCCCCAGCGAGGUGAGACGGGUCCUGGGCAGCGCUCAGCAGCAGCCACUUCAUCAGGGCGUGUUGGCACCGUGUGAGCAGAUCUGCCUCCCUGCAGUGCCGCUGCAGCUGUGUGGGAGCCUGCCGGGUGGUGUUCUUAACACGCUGGGGAAUAUCAUUGCUUACCUGGAUUUCAGUUCAAAAUGGCCUAAGAGAAGCUUACGUCAGCAUUCAUUACCUCCCAGCUCCUCCCCAUGUGUAGUAAGAACUCACAGCACUAUUGAGUGGCUUGAAGAAGUUUCAGAAAACGUUCUUGAAGAAGAGAUCGUAAGCUCCUUGUUAAACUCAUGUUAUGUUCUUCCACGCUGUAUGUUUGAGGUUCUGCAUUCUAUGCGAGGCUCUGGAUGAGCUGUGGGGUGGCACAGGCAUUGGCACAGGGUCUGUCACGGCUGUGCCAGUGCCUCCAGCAUUCCUGCUGCAAGGUCCUGUGCUCCUCCUGCCCACCCUUAGGACACAGAGCCUGCUGGGAGAGGAGCGGCAGCCCCUGGGCUCAGGCUGCACUUGCCAUCACGCUCGAAGGUUUGAGCAGCUUUGGGAGUGAAGCAGGUUUGCUUUGCUCUGUGCUGCAUGCGUGUCCAGCACACCGGUGCUAAAGCAGAGCUCUCUCCUGUUUGGUGCAUCAGCAAUAGUGUUUGCACCACUACUGGUCACUAGCACCUGUUUUGGACUCCUCAAGUAGUCUGGCUGUUCAUGUGACAUUAUUAUUCUUUACUUAGGGCCCAGACUUGCUCUUUUUUAUUGUCUGCAGCACGAUGUUUGUUCAGACUGGGCAUUGUGAAGUGUAAACCCAAUUCCACUGGCACCAGUACUCACCUCUGCCUUUUCUAGAAGCAGAUCAGUGCACGAUGCCUGAGGUGCGAGACCUCGCGGAGGCGCUGCCCGAGCUGCCCAUGGAUCCCAUCACAGGCGUCGGCGUGCUGGCGUCCCGCAGCCGCGCGCCCACUGGAUACGACGUGGUUGCACAAACAGCAGAUGGCUUGGAUGCUGACCUGUGGAAAGAUGGCUUGUUUAAAUCCAAGGUCACACGGUACCUGUGCUUCACCAGGUCAUUUUCGAAAGAAAAUAGUCAUUUAGGCAACGUCUUGGUCGACAUGAAGCUCAUUGAUAUCAAGGACACUUUGCCUGUGGGCUUCAUGCCCAUCCAGGAGACCAUUGAUACACAAGAAGUAGCUUUCAGAAAGAAGAGGCUGUGCAUUAAAUUCAUCCCUCGGGAUUCUACAGAGGCAGCGAUCUGCGAUAUCCGGAUCCUGGGCAGAUCUAAGCAAGCCCCUCCUCAGUACACCUUCAUAGGGGAGCUGAACAGCAUGGGUAUCUGGUAUCGGAUGGGCAGAGUGCCGCGCAACCACGACUCCGCACAGCCUGCGGCUCCUCCCGCCCAAGCACCAGCUUCAACGCCCGCUCCCAACCUGCCAAGGCAUAUCUCGCUGACGCUGCCAGCCAGCUUUCGGGGCAAGAGUCACAGCACCCGCCUGGACCUGGAGCACCAGCACUCCAACCUGUAUGCCAUCUCAGCAAUGGAUGGAGUGCCUUUCAUGAUUUCGGAGAAGUUUGCCUGUGCUCCUGAAGGGAUGCAGCCGGUUGAUCUCCUGGGCAUCACAAUCAAAACCCUUGCAGAAAUUGAAAAGGAGUACGACUACAGCUUCCGCACGGAGCAGAGCGCGGCGGCCCGCCUGCCGCCCAGCCCCACGCGCUGCCCGCCGGUGCCGCCGUCCUGAGGGGCCGCGGCCGGAGCGCGGGUGCUGCCACGGAACCAUGCCGGCCUCCGCCGUGUCCCGCCGCCCCCGCACACACCGCUCCACCCCGGGCACCCCGGCCCGUGGGCAGCUGCCCCUACCCCGCUGCAGCCCCUCUCCACGUGAGUACAGCACUGAGGACAGCCCCGUGCUCAUCCCCACUUUUUAGCCUGCUGCAGGACAGUCGCAGAAUCCAGAGCAAACACAGCCGGGAGCUCGCGGAGCAUGGAGAGAUCUUGUCCCUGAAAGGAGCAGUGGAAGGCAGGGCUGGGUGCUGCCGUGGAGCUGCUUGGCUCUCGACACCUUGCAGCAGGAGGCUCCUGCAGCACUCAGUCCCGUGCAGAGCUCACCUGCAGUGAACGCCAACCCUCUGCCACGGUCUGGGCACAGAAGUUCCACUGUGGCUGGGAUCAGUCUCACAACCACUGUGGUCACUGGAUUUGCUCUAGGCUGGGGGAGCCAAGGCCCCUGGCUCUCCCUGGGCACUGCAGGGCAGGCAGGGUGCCCAAGGUGCACUGUGGGUCCUGAGAUGAAGCACCUUUGCUUUGCACUGGGUGUCCAUACGGAUCUAGGGCAACAGCACCCUGCGUUUCUUUCUGGAUGGAUGCUGGCAGCGACACCCUGGCAGUGGCCCACUGACCCCUACGGACCUGCUGACAGCUGGGAUGCCAUCACCUGCCCGUCGUUGAGACAGUUCUCUAACAUGUUCCUGCUAGCUGCUGAAACAAAAGAGAUGUGCCUGUUUCCUGGGCAUUGAUGGGGAAGCACUGAACACUGACGUGGCACAGGAUGAGAGUGGGUGCAUUAAGCCCUGACCUCUGCCUCCCUGUGAUCGCUGACCAGGCUUGCUCCCAAGCCAAGCGCAUGUCUUGGAGAAGUCCUUUGCUGUAAUAAGUUAUUUACAAGUGCCCAUCUGACUCUGCUGCUCUUUCAAGUCUCUGCUGUAGAACAAAGUUACAUCAUGGCAGCAAAAUGGCAAUUUUGGAGUAAGAGUUAAAGCGUACAAUUUUUUGUAUUGUAAAAUACUGAUUCCCUGACCCCACUGAAACGCAAUUGCCAUGGUAACAGUAACAGUGCUGUUGCUCUCAGCCUGGGUCAUACAUGUGCCCUGACCGACUUUGCACUCCCUUGGAUUGAUCUGGCAUUUGCUAGUUGCACAGAUUGGUAACUAACAGCAGUUUUUGUACUGUCAGCUAAUAUUUUUUAUUUGUACAUAAGUCAAAUAAUUCUUGUCCAAAGAUUCAUUUCUGGUUUUAAGGCACCACACUGUACUGCUGGGAUAAAGAGCACAAAAUACAUUUGGGACAAACUGAGUCCAGAUCUUUGCUUCAGCUUCUUCUGAUCAGGUAAAUAAUUUUCUGGAGCUGUGUCUGUAGAGUGGCCAUGUGCUUGGAAAGCAGAGGCCAAUUUGGUUGCAUGUACGUUGUUUCUGGGCAAAAGAGUUAAAGCUGUGCACCAGCUCUGGAGCCCUUGGGUGACCCCCUGGAAGUGCUCGUUUACUUGGAGCUUGCACCACCAUUUUUAGUUGUUAUUUAUCCUGCAGUAAAGAAAAGCCAGACCUCACUGCCAGGCUUCACAAAGGCCAGAUUGAUGAUGCCGACAUCGACAAAUGAACAUACCAUGGCAGCUUGGUCAUUCGGCUCAGGUUCACUUCAAGUUCAAAUCCACUCUAUGCCGUAGUGCUGUGCCCAUCUCAUCCAUCUUUUGUCUUCCUAUUUUUCUGCUUGUAAUUUGUUCUGUAGUUUUCUGUGACAUCCAUUUAUAGCUUCUCCCGUGGCUCAGUGGUCACGGCAGGUAGGCAGGAGCCAUCUGCAGCAGUGCGUUCCUCAUAGCCUUGGGAUGGGGGCUGACCUUCCCUGUUCAUGGUGGAGGAACAGGGCCCAGCACAGUCUGCAGAGCUCCAGGGGCAGUGCCUGCACUGGGGGAUUGAGGGGCAGCUGCCAGGAGCCCCUCCUGGAGGGCAGGGCUGCAGCAGACGGGGCUCAGCAAGGAGCAGGUUCUGAGAGCUGCUGAGCCCCACGCUCAGUGCCACACUCCCUGGGUAUGUCUGGGAAAAUGGGUGCAGAGCUUCAGGUCCCUUAUGUAAGAGAAAAUCUGUGCUUUAGUAUUUAUACCAACUGCUAGGUUUGCUCAGCUUGCUCUGCAGUGACCUACAGGAAACACUGGAUACUUGAAACACUGGCAGGAUACGCGACUGGGACAGGCAUCUACAUCUUCAGGAUAUAUUUGUAUACUUACUUCUCCCUCUCUAACACUGGGCCAGCAAAGCUGCUUCAGGACUUGCCUGCAAAGAACCUUGAGAGAUGAGUUUGCUCUCCAUGGUGUGGUGCUGCACCACAGCGCUGCAGGGACAGCCUGGCUCAAAUGCACAGACAGGACAGAUGCACUUCCCGUGGGGCAAACACCAUGAAGGUGUUUUGAACAAAAAGCUGCACCUGCUGAGAGCCAGCUGAGCUCUCAGGCCUCUAACCACAGGCUGGAAAACUAGGUGAUUCCAAAAGGGAGAGAGCUCAGAGCCAGUGCGUGGAAGCACAGCAAGGCACAGUGCAGGGUGGUUGGCUGUGUCAACUUCUCAGUCCACUGAUCAGAGGAAGCUUUUUUAUUGCACUGCUGAAUUCCCGAGACCAGGGCUGUCAGGUCAGCAUUUCCACUGGAAGGUUUUAUUGGCUGCUCCAUGACUUUUGUACUCACGGCAGCUCAUUGCAAGGCUGGUCCUUGAAUCCUUACAGUGAGUCCUCUGUGCUGGCAUGUGCCAUGGCCAGUACCAGCAUCUCUGCACUCCCUGCCCGAGAGGUGACUGUGGAAGACUUGGUCCAGGCAAUAAACAUGCAGGGAGUCUGAUGUGGAUGUUGUCUGGCUGAGGAGAAGCCUUCUGGAGCGUAAGGGGAGGGGAGGAGUCAGUGGAAAGCAACAGAAGUGAAUUUGCAGAGCUUUACCAGAUGUUGUUGGCUACCUUGCCUGAAUUUGUAGAACAAAACCGGUCUCUAGGUAGUUUAAUCUUGUGGCUGAUGGAGAAGUUAGUUUGCCAAAUUAUUAUACAUCUGCAACAGAGACAGAAAAGCAGCAGUGAGGGGUUUGCUUACUGUAAAAUAUGCCUUCUGAUGUGAAUUCCUAGUGACACGCUGCCUCCUGGAUUCCUCACAGCAAGAAGCUGGUCAUGUGCCAAGGUGACUCGUGGCCACCCAGGCCAGGCUGUGCUGUCUGCUGUGUUGAUCAUGGAAAGGCAAGAAGUUAGUCCAGAAAGUGAUGUAGAGUGUGAACUUUGUGAUAAAAUUCAAGUGUGAAUAGUUGUAGCAGGUGUCUUCCUUUACGGGAGCGCCUCGUAUCUGUAGUUCAUAGGAGUAAACUGUGUCAGACUUUUCCUGUGACUGUCCCUGCGUGUCCCCGCCGUGUUUGUUGGAGGUUUCCUGGGAGCCUCCUGUGCAGUGGGAGGUUGUUGGUAGUCUGUAGCAUUGGGCUGUUUGGUUUCACACCCACCACUGCUCCCUCAGUGCCCUGAGCUCUCCAGACUGAACCCACAUGCUGCCGAGCCUGGAGGAUUCCUGUCAUGGGCCCUGCAUGUGCCAGGUAGGUGCUAGAGGCAAGGGCAUGCCUCCACGGGCCCUGGCACCUCUGCUGUGGGGCCCUGGAGUGUCCUGGCAGGAGGGGGAGCGGGACAGAGCUGGCUGGCCCCUGCUGGCCUUCACCUCCCUGCUGCUCCCCAGGUGCCUGUGUGUCCCCAGGUGUGCCACGGCAGCCCAGGAGCCCGCAGAGCUGUUCCUGCUCCUCCCAAAGGAGGAGCCUCGCUACACCCAAAUGAUUACCUCAGCCCUGGAGCCUGGCCCAGCAGCUGGACCCCCCAGCAGCGGGGCAGCCCAGCCUUAGCCAGGGGCAGAGGCUGCUCCUCUGCUCACAGACAAGCUCUGAGGUGCUGCUCGGUUCAUUCACCACAGGGAAACCAAACACUUUGGAUAUUCUGGUCGUUUGUUGUGAAAUUGUUUCCUAACAGCAACAGAUUUAGAUGUCAUCAUACAAAUGGCAGAGGAAAACCUUUUAUGCAGUUGCAAGGUGGUUUUCUAAGAUGGUUGGGUUACUGAAAGUGAUUUUACUGUGCAUUAAUCUUAUGAAUGUUACUAUGUUUUAUAUUUAUUUUAGAUGACCCUCCUGUAUUUUACAAAGGGAAGUUUCAUUGUGUGAUAACUCUGUCUGUAUUCUUAAUAUAAUUUGUUAAAUGAAAAUUGUUUUAAUCAGAUAA